AAUUUGUCCUUUGUUAGCUGAGGCCAGAGGCUCCAGGCACUUCCAAGCCGCGUUACUUUAGAGUUCCAAGGCCUGCAGCCCCUCCAUGGUCUCAUCAGACCCGCAGCAAACACGUCUUCCAUUCGUGGUUCAGAGGCUGCCUCUGGUCGUCCAGGCCCGUCAAUCCCGUGAGAUCCCAGUUCCUGACUUGGUGGCAUAUUGUGGAUGGGGAAAGCCACUCGGUCCUGGUUAUGGAGACUCUCCCAACAGGGCUUCCUUCCCCAGCUCCCACUCGUGGAUGUGAUGGCGGUUCCUGCUCUGUCCCGGUGUCUGUCCCUCCUUGCCCUCCUCUUGUCCCUGGCCAUCUCUCGGGCAUCUACAGUGGUGAACGGAUUGCCUAACACCUCAUCUGGUAGGUGCAAGAGUGGCGCGCAAUCCCCAGAGGGCCACUGGCACCCUGCAGCCAGCCACACCCACCCCAUCUUGCCAGCAGCCGCUUCCAAGCUCACGUGCUUCUACAACUCAAGAGCCAACAUCUCCUGCGUCUGGAGCUGGGAUGGGGGUCUGCAGGCCAUGCCUUGCCGCAUCCACGCCCAGCCCGAUAAAAGGCCUUGGAAUGAAUGCUGUGAGCUGCUCCCAGUGAGGCCAGGCUCCUGGGCGUGUAACCUGAUCCUUGGACUCCCAGAUUCUCAGAAACUGACCAUAGUUGACGUCAUCAGCUUGAGCGUGAUGUGCCGAGAAGGGGGGACGUGGAGGAGGCUGCUGACCCAGCAGUUCAAGCCCUUUGAUAGUGUUCGUCUGAUGCCCCCCAACUCCCUCCAAGUCGCCCAUAUAGGGACCCACAGAUGCAACAUAACUUGGAACCUCUCCCAGUUCUCCCACUACCUUCAAAGCUACGUGGAGUUUGAGGUCCGGACAAGGUCCCCCGGCCUCAGCUGGGAGGAGUCCCCGCUGCUGACCCUCAGGCAGAACCAGCAAUGGAUCUCCCUGGAGACACUCGCCCCAGACACCCCGUAUGAGCUUCAGGUGCGGGUCAGGCCCCAGCUAGGCCACCAGAAGGCUUGGAGCCCAUGGAGCCAGCCCCUGGCCUUCAGGACAAGGCCUGCAGCGCCUGGGAAGAAGAUCCCGCCCAUCCCGUGGUCCGGCCACAUCAUCUUGGGCCUCGUCUUUGCCGCCGUUAGUUUCGUCUUCCUGGUUUACUUUCUGGCCAAAUGCCCGUACAUCGGGCCGUGGCUGAAGAAGCUUCUGAAGUGUCACAUCCCGGACCCCUCGGAGUUCUUUUCCCAGCUGAGCUCAGAGCAUGGAGGAGAUUUCCAGAAGUGGCUCUCCUCGCCCUUCCCUUCGUCCUCCUUCAGCCCCAGCGGCCCGGCACCUGAGAUCUCCCCGCUGGAGGUGCUGGACAGGGACGCCAAGGCCACGCAGCUUCUCCUGCUGCAGCAGGACAAGGGCCCAUCGCCCGCGCCAGAGACCAGCGGCCACUCUGUGACCAGCUGCUUCACCAACCAGGGCUACUUCUUUUUCCACCUUCCGGACGCUCUGGAGAUUGAGGCCUGCCAGGUGUACUUUGCCUACGACCCCUGCGUGGAGGAGAUGGAUGAGGGGGGGCCCGGGGCGCCCGAGGGGGCUCUCCUCCUGCCCCUGCCGCCUCUGUCAGGGGAGGACGAUGCCUACUGCACCUUCCCCCCCGGGGACGACCUGCUGCUCUUCUCCCCCAGUCUCCUCGGUGGCCCAGCCCCACCGCACGCUGCCCUUGGGGGCGCUGGGGCUGGUGAAGCGAGGCUGCCCCCCUCCCCACAGGACGGAGGCCCUGGAGACUGGGUCCCCCAGCCCCCGGGGCCUCCCACCCCAGGAGCCUCUGACCUGGUGGAUUUGCAGUCCCCCCCGGAGCAUGCACUGGGAGAAGAAGGAGAGGAGGGGGCGGCCCCCAGCCCAAGGGAGGGGGCCAGCUUCCCCUGGGCCAGCCCUCCCGGGCACGGCCACGUCAGGGCCCCCACCUCCUGCCUGACCCUGAACACCGAUGCCUACCUGUCUCUCCAAGAGCUCCAGGAUCAAGACCCGGCUCGCUCAGUGUAGACAGAUGGCCAGGGCUGGGAGGCAGGUGGUGGUCCCCUGUUUCGACGGGCCCAAGGGAGGCCUCUCUGCGGGUGAGGCUUGUCCACGGCUGAGACCCUUGAUGUCCAGCUGUGCCCUGGACACCUCUGCCCAGAGGGCCCCAAACAUUCAGCUGUUCACUUCUAAAGCUCAGUUGCUGCUCCCUGGUCCUACUGCCCAAGCCAGGAACAGGGUGGGGGGGGUGCAUGCUGACUCCCCCACUCCCUUGUCAAUCAUGGAGUCCCCUGGGUUUUGCCUCCGAAACAUCCUUCCUCUCCAGCCCCGCGGCUACUCUUCAGGGAGGGUCCUUGUGGUUCCCGGGGGGGCUUCACUCUGGCCUCCUCACUGGGCUUCCUGCCCCAGUCACACCCUCUCCUCCCCAUUCCCCACCAGACAACCAGAGUGUUCUUUCCAGAAUACAAAUAGGGCUAUGCUGCUCCUGGUUUAAAACCCUACCAUGGCCCCCACUGCCCCCAGCGCCACUUCUUGACCCACCUCUUGCCAACUCCAGCAUCAUGUUGGAAGAUUCCAUUCUAGAACCUUCCCAACGGUCCUACUGAGCCACUUGGAGCUCCCUCAUUCCCCUAUACCUUUGCACAUGCUCACCACCUCCAUUAAUGGGCCUAAACCAUGAGAUUCAAUGCUGAAGGGACAGGCUCUUGGGGUCACAGGGUGGCUGGACAAAGUGGCUGUGUCACUUCCCCUUUGGGAUCUCUCCUGACCUCGGAAUGCUUGGUGACCUUACUGCAUCCUUAAUGCUGUGGCCCAAGUAUGGAUGCAAAUGCCCCAGCCAGGUGGACCCUGGCUGAAUCUUUCACAGUGGUCUCAAGACCCAGAUGGCUUGCUGCUGGAAAGUAAUGCCCUCUUAGAGAUGGGUCCCAAUGCCAUCUCAGAAAGCACCCCCCCCCAUCUUGGGCCCCUCCUGCUCCACCCUCCCCUUGGAGGACUCUCUUCUGCAGCUCGGGGGCUGGCACAUGGCCUCCAGAUGACAACUCCAUUCACCGCACUUGACGCAAUGCAUUGGCCCCACCAUGUUCCCUGGUGGCUUAAUGAACCAUCUGGUACCAUCCAGCUCCCAGGAAGAUGCCUGUGCCUAGGCCUUUCUGAGAUUAAGAUUUGGAGGGGUAGAAGUUCUCAUGGUGGCUCAGCGGGUUAAGAACCUGACUGGUGUCCAUGAGGGCUUGGGUUCGAUCCCUGGCCUCGCUCAGUGGAUUAAGGAUCCAGCAUUGCCUUGAGCUGUGGUGUAGGUUGCAGAUGCGACUCAGAUCUGGCAUUGUUGUGACUGUGGUGUAGGCUGGCAGCUGCAGCUCUGAUUCGGCAUCUAGCCUGGGAACUUCCAUGUGCCGCACAUGCGACCCAAAAAAGCAAAAAGAUUUGGAGAGGCGGAGAUCCAUGCCCAGUAGGUUUCAGGAUGCGGCUCCAGCAAGAGGCUCCUUGCCAUGUGGCAGUCCUCUCCGCCCACACACAGCCCCUUCCUUCUCGGUGCUCCCCACCACUCCUCCACUUUUCUUCCCUCUGUCUCUGGCACUGAUUACACCUAUGAUGCCUGUCCCAGGCAUCUUGACUUAAAGUCUGCAGAAGGCAGAAAGGCUACUAGACCCAUCUAACUCCGGGUGUAAAAGCACAGGGCCUGCAUUUAUAGGCACUGCUUACAGCUGAUUGGGCACCUGACACAAGCCCUCCCUUAGGUUCAUCAGCAGCCUAUGAGGUGGCUUAGAAUGGAAGCUCUUUUCAAUCAGGGAGGCUGGGCCUGAGUUGGCCAAUCAGAUUUCUCUCAGUCUAGGGCAGGGGGGAGGACCCUGGGAGCAGAUGCACUGCAGAGAAGGUGCCCAGAGGAUGCUCCGGCUCUUGGUACAGAGACUCCUGCUCCCAGGGGGCUACUGCCGUUCACUCAGGAUUCCUGUUUCUUUUAGGUCCAAAGUAACCUCCCCUUUCCUGAGGUUGGCUGAAUCUUGGAUCCUUACCAUGAACUAGCUUAAUUACCCCCCCCAUCUCACUCCCCAUCUCCUGCCAUAGGAGGUGGUAUGUCCUGGACAUACGGGUUGAAGUCUCCUCAACCGCAAGGAGAGCGUCAGACCCAAGUUUGGUGCCUAUAGCUUUGCUUUUUGUCCUGUGGCAACUAGGAAAUCUCUCUGCAAGUCAAUUUCCACUUUGAAGAAUUUUUGGAAGGUUUACAUUUCUCAGGCUCGGUCAUUUCUCAGGCUGUAUCAUCUUUGUUAUUGUUUACUUAAUAUUUUUCUUUGAAGCAAUUCACCUUUUUUGUUUAAAUACUUUUAUUUAAAUAAAAAUCUUUACAUUGGUUCUG
This is a messenger RNA of Sus scrofa (pig), 4375 nucleotides long. RefSeq names its product interleukin 2 receptor subunit beta (gene IL2RB). The record is from RefSeq and is a predicted model, not a curated record. Gene Ontology annotation, cellular component: external side of plasma membrane; membrane. Gene Ontology annotation, molecular function: interleukin-2 binding; cytokine receptor activity. Gene Ontology annotation, biological process: immunoglobulin mediated immune response; cytokine-mediated signaling pathway. NCBI's taxonomy places the organism in Eukaryota, Metazoa, Chordata, Mammalia, Artiodactyla, Suidae.